Messenger RNA from Pseudovirgaria hyperparasitica, 2491 nucleotides. RefSeq lists its product as uncharacterized. Gene Ontology annotation, molecular function: protein binding. The record is from RefSeq and is a predicted model, not a curated record. Lineage: Eukaryota; Fungi; Ascomycota; Dothideomycetes; Acrospermales; Acrospermaceae. Bases 245 to 2170 code for a protein of 641 amino acids. The transcript has 6 exons.
CAAAAAGCGAGCCCCCGCCUUCGUCUCCUAGACCUGACUGAGAGCUGGACCUUUUGUGUACUAUAACAACUUCAUUUCUGUUGUCAUCGCGGACCGACCUUGCAAGGCGUGCCUUUCUAUAGACAUGUCAAGGUGUUGCCCGAAUACCAGUGCUUAGGCUUUUUCCGACACGGCUUCGCGAAACGGGUUCCGUCUCCGGAAGCGCUAAAGGACGACGCCCGCUAUGCAGGUCUUGGACUGCAGAAUGUCACUGCUAGUCUUCGUUACGUUACCCAUUUUAGUGGCGCUCUGCACGGCACAGAACUCUAGUAACCCAAUAGAUCCUAUCGUCAACUUCUGCUCGAGAUUCCAGCAUCAAUCCACGGUUAAGAAUGGCGUUCUUUACAUCGAUGGUGGCAUACAGACCUAUAGACUAGGGGGGCUCAACUUCUCUCAGAAUGGUACCUCCGUGCCUAGUCAACUUGGUAUCAAUCCAAGCCUAAUCACUGUGGGUAUGAACGAGACAUGGAAUUGGUACACAAAUAUCACCGAAACAGCAUGGAAGAAAGAGACCAAUCCUGCAGGAGAUUUUACGCCGGAUAUAGGCGUCAUCCGUGGCAGUAUGUUCGCCGGUCCAGACGGCGAUAACAAGAUAUACGUGUAUGGCGGCACAACCUUUAUGGGAAAUAACUCUUUCCCUAAUUGGAAACAGAUUCAGAGUGAUGCAACGCCUCUCUGGUCUUAUGAUACAGCCACAAAUGAGUGGUUACCAUAUUCGAACUCGCUAGACGACAGACCGAACUAUGGAGCGUCUGCAGAAGCGACUGACAAGAGUAUGGGGUUCUAUCUGAACGGUCAGGUAGACAUCGGAUCAUACUACGCCUCACAGUAUCUUGGCAACAACACAUAUAAUCUCCCAGGAAUGGUCAUUAUUCACCUCAAUAACCAAACACUUGCAAACAUAUCCACUCCCGGUCUACCGGACUCGUACCCGCGGGUGGGCGGUUUACUCCAAUAUCUUCCAAAUGUCGGAGAAGAUGGUGUUCUGGUUUCACUGGGCGGAGCUUACAGAGAAGCUGGCGGAGUUGGACUGUUCCGUGAGCAGACUAUGGCUACCUUUGAUUCGGUCGACAUAUUCGAUCUCUCAUCCUACCUACACAACCCGCAAAGCAACGGCACUUGGUACUCUCAAUCGACAACUGGUGAAGUACCUCCGCCAAUGAUCGAUAGCUGCGUAGUUGCACUAUCUGCCCCCGACAAUUCGUCUCAUAACCUUUACAUCUACGGUGGUCGCAAUCCAAUGGGCUCUAAUAUCACGCUCUACGAUGGUAUCUGGGCUCUAUCCAUACCUUCGUUCACCUGGACCAAGAUCAGUGGGGGUGAUAGUCCUCGCUGGGGCCACACAUGCUCCGUGGUAGGCAACCGACAACUCCUCACCGUCAGUGGCAGUCUAAACAGCACAUACGACUUCUGCGAUUGGGAGCAGCGCGGCGUCGCCAUCUUCGACCUUUCCACUAUGCUCUGGGGAUCCAUCUUUGUCGCCGACGACCCUGCAUACAAUGUAUCCUCCCUCAUCGUCAGCACCAUUGGCGGUACCGGUGAUGGUGGCGCAACCCUCACCUCCCCCGAAGGCGGCUAUGACAACGCCGCUCUCGAAGCUGUCAUGACGUAUACUCGGCAGAUCGAACCAACCAGCAGCCCGAGUAGCAAACCUAAACCCAGCACCAUUGCUGGAGCAGUCGUCGGCUCUCUCGCUGGCAUCUCCCUUGUCGCAGCACUCGCAUGCUUCCUAUACAGGCGGAAUCACAAAUCAUCCGCGGCCCCCGACUCUGCCAUCGAGCUUGGCAGUGCCGAGAAGUCUGAGUUCCCAGGCGCAAACACGGAGGUCAACGAAGCCUCUGGCGAGGACUCCAAGUUCGAGAUGGGUGCCGACGAGCCCCGCGUGGAACUCUCUGCGCAGGCGUUCGUGGCGUAUGAGAUGUCGGCGGAGAACGAGAAGAAACUAGCAAACAAGGAUGAGAUGGAUAUUGCGGAAACCGCGCCGCCACAGGAUAGAUUGUUUCCAAACUUCUCGGAGUUGCAGGACGUCAAGCGGAGGGCAUCGGCACAAGCAGGCGGUGGGUCGGACGAAAAAGGAUUUAUGGAUAAUAAGGAAUCGAAAAUUGUGGAGGAGCGGGAUGCGAAGGAUUGAUUUAGAUGAAGUGAUGUGGUAGACAAGGAUUUGAUCUGAUGUGAGCGUUUUUGUUAGCAUGGCGUUUGGAAGGUUUGAAUUGGAUGGGCGAAGAGACGUCGCUCAAUCCGGAUGCUGCAGACACCCAGCCUUUUUCUCCACGAUGAUUGAUUCGUAUGAAGAGCCAGAGAACUCCAGAUCUGGAAUGAAAACCAAAAAGUCUAUCUCGAGCUAGCGCUCACAUCAGAUUUGAAGCUGACAAGCCGACAUCGUCAGGGAGCAUGUGCAGCUCAGUAAUCAAUACAUAAUCCAGACUGACUAUACGAUCACGUUCCGUCGCAG